Molecule: messenger RNA, 438 nt
Organism: Physcomitrium patens
Lineage: Eukaryota; Viridiplantae; Streptophyta; Bryopsida; Funariales; Funariaceae
Product: chalcone synthase
Biological process (GO): polyketide biosynthetic process
Molecular function (GO): acyltransferase activity, transferring groups other than amino-acyl groups
Source: RefSeq, a predicted model, not a curated record
AUGCAGGCCCUGUCCAGCAUUCGCUGCUUGAAUAGGCCUCAGGGAGAAGUGAAGAUUGAUGAGAUUCGGGGAAUGCUCUUUAAUGCCUCUGGCAGGGGCGCGUUGACCGUCGAAAGAUAUAAAGUGGCGGUCAAAAUGAAAUACACCCAGGUCAAGGACAUCUCGAUCCUGAUGAGAUAUAAGCAAAGGGACCAAGCCGGAAUACGUUUGGCAGCACAGAUUGAGAACCAGAAUGAAGAAAUCAACCGAGGUUGUCAAAUGGCUUCUGGUGGGGAUAUUAGGAGGGCCGCUCUUCCCAGGGUCAGCCCCGCCCUGAAGGCGGGGCUGAAGCUGACCGACGACAAGAUGCAAGGGAGCAGGGACAUAACGUCCGAGUUUGGCAACAUGUCUAGCGCCUCUGUGUUGGUUGUGUUGGAUCAGAUUCGCACAGGUCUGUGA